Vanrija pseudolonga is the source of this 1324-nucleotide messenger RNA. RefSeq names its product Mitochondrial import inner membrane translocase subunit tim23 (gene tim23). Gene Ontology annotation, molecular function: transmembrane protein transporter activity. The coding region runs from base 24 to 740 and encodes 238 amino acids. NCBI's taxonomy places the organism in Eukaryota, Fungi, Basidiomycota, Tremellomycetes, Trichosporonales, Trichosporonaceae. The transcript is spliced from 5 exons. Gene Ontology annotation, biological process: protein import into mitochondrial matrix. Gene Ontology annotation, cellular component: TIM23 mitochondrial import inner membrane translocase complex; mitochondrial inner membrane. The record is from RefSeq and is a predicted model, not a curated record.
AUCCAACAUCACAUCACCACAAAAUGUCGUUCCUCGGCGGCCUCUUCGGCAUCUCCUCCCCCCAGCCAGAGAAGGAGGUCUCGGCGUCCUCGGAACUCUUUGGCUCGGUCCCCAUCCGCAGCAAUGUCCAGGACUCGGCUCCUGCUGCUGCUGACGGCGCUCUCCCGCAGGUCGCCGCGCCAGCGCCGCCCGCAGCACCGGCGCCGUCGUCGCUCGACAUGCUCUCGGGCGCCUUUGACGCCACCAAGCUCCACCCCAUGGCCGACCUGGGCGACAAGCUCGACUUUUUGGCCCUCGACGAGGACAAGCUCACCGAGGUGCAGGGCGCCGCGUCAGUGCUCCCCUCGCGUGGAUGGACCGACGACCUCUGUGUCGGCACCGGCACGACGUAUCUUUCUGGCCUUGGCAUUGGUGGCCUCUGGGGAAUGAAGGAGGGCCUCUCGCGGCCACUGGGACCCAACGCUUCGAUGCGUCUGAGGCUAAACAGCGUCCUCAACUCGUGCACCCGGAGAGGAAGCUUCACGGGUAACUCGUUGGGUGUUCUGGCCAUCUACUACAACCUCUCCAACUCGGCGCUCGACGCCGUCCGCAACAAGCACGACGCGCUCAACAGCAUGGCCGCGGGUGCUCUUAGCGGUGGUAUCUACAAGUGCACUGCCGGCGUCCGCCCCGCUCUUGUCGGCGCGGCUCUCGGCACGGCCGCGAUGGGCACCUGGUCGUUUGUCAAGACUCUUGUGUAGACUGUCUACUGUCUGUAUUCUAGCAUGCAUGCCCCCACUCUCAUUCGCACUACAAGGCGCCGUCGCGAGCGUAGCGAGCCGCGGCGGUGGUGGUGGUGGAGGACCGCCUGGGAUGGGCACCGGCGCUGGUGCUGGUGAUGCUCAUGCUGCCGGGUCAUAGCCGCGAUGCCCGGCGUCGCGAGGUACGUCGUCAGGCCGUCGUGUACGCCGUCGGGCAAGCACAGCGGUGCGCAGAACCGCAACAUCGGACCCACCGCGCCGACGUUGGAGGCAGCCGAAGUGCGCCUUCCAAGUCGUCCGUCCAAGCCGGCCGCGCGGCUCGCAGCUAGUUAUGCCUCCUUGCCGAACUGCUUCAUCUUGCGCGCGACCACCGAAGGGAUGGGACAGCUCUCGCUCUUCGCGCCCUCUUUGAUCUCUCCAGCUGCCUCAGCCCGCGCAUACAUGGCCGCGCAGCACGCGUACAGGUCCUUCACGGCGGCCGCGCAGCGCGACUCGUUGUAGUUGUUUUUCGAGAGGCAAGAUUGGAUUGCGCAGGCUGCGAGCCUGGCAUUCUUGUGCCAUUGUGACCUUGCUCUUGCUCUUGC